Messenger RNA from Oryzias melastigma (Indian medaka), 6959 nucleotides. RefSeq names its product probable G-protein coupled receptor 158 (gene gpr179). Bases 322 to 5745 code for a protein of 1807 amino acids. Gene Ontology annotation, biological process: G protein-coupled receptor signaling pathway. The transcript is spliced from 11 exons. NCBI's taxonomy places the organism in Eukaryota, Metazoa, Chordata, Actinopteri, Beloniformes, Adrianichthyidae. Gene Ontology annotation, cellular component: membrane. The record is from RefSeq and is a predicted model, not a curated record. Gene Ontology annotation, molecular function: G protein-coupled receptor activity.
GAUGAGCAGGACAUGCAGGAAGUUGGAGGAACAUCUCAGGAAAUCUGCAGCUGCUCCCUCCGUUGUCAUGGAUCAGAUCCGAGGCCGAGUGGACGUCUGACUGCGGAGAGGAAGACAUGGCCGCCCUCGUCUGUCCAUCGGCGAGAACUCGCAGGUUUUCCUUCACAGAAACGUGAUGGUGCUCUGGACCGGCUGGGAAUCUCAUCCUGGACAGCAGCAGCUUCUUAUGAGAGGAUGAACUUUCUCAAGGAACCUUUUUACAUCAUGUGAGGCUUUCAAACUUAAAGAAGUCUUUGAACAAAGAGCUGCUGGUCCGUCAGGAUGACUCCUCUGUGGCUUCUUCUUCUGCUCACAUCAUCUAUCGACGCACAGCCAACCUCAGACUUUGUGACUGUCAACACCACUGAAGCUUUAAGGAAUGCUACAGAUCUCUCCACCGAUCCGUACGGAUCCUCCUUUCCCACAAUCCCCUCUGAGUCUGCAGCCACUCCUUCAGAAGCUCCCACGGAGGAGGAGGACGACUGGUCGGCGGCAGAGACCUUCCUCUACACCGGAGACCCCUCCAUCCUGAAGGUGGCUCGCUGCUCCCGCUCAUACAGCGCUCCGGGACAGUCCGGCCCCCUCCCCGCCAACUUCAUCCCCCCGCUGCAGGCCGCGCUCGACGCGUUGGCCAACACUGCCAACUUCCUCAACAUGAUCUUCCAGGCCAGCGACCUGCGGGAGAGCACGGUCCAGGAGGACAUGGAGUGGUACCACGCGCUGGUGCGCGCCCUCCUGGAGGCCGACGUGCUCAUCCAGCAGUCCCUGCUGACCUUUGACCCCGACCCGACGGCACAGGCCCCUCAGCUGGUGCUCCGUGCCUCUCGUAACGCCACGGCCAGAGUGCAGAACAUUGUCCUCCAGGAUCUGUCUAAAGUGUGGGAGAGCCUCCAUCCUCCGGCUCCAGCGCCGGAUGACGGCUGGUUCCUGAAGCUGAAGUUCUCCGAGUCCAACCAGCCGAGGGAGACCCUGUCCAAGCGGGUGCUGCUCAACGACCUCAACACCCUGGACACGCCAAAGUGGGGACAAGGAGACAGCUACGUGACCAACCGCAGCGGCGUGCGCUGGGCCAACUCCCCGUUCCUGGAGUGCAGGGACGGACGCUUCACCCCCGGCUGGGUGCUGACGCUCUCCACCUCCUUCUACGGACUCAAACCGGAUCUGACUCCAGAGUUCAGAGGAGUGAUCCGUGUGGACGUCAACAUCCAGGACAUCGACUUGAACCAGUGCGCGACUGGGAACAGAUGGUUCGCAGACACGCACCAGUGCAACCGCACCAGCAUGGAGUGUGUGCCGGUUCCAGGCCGCGGUUUUCGACUGGGUCAGUACUGCUGCCGCUGCAAGGAGGGAUACUACAACCCGGAAGUUUCACCUGAAGGUUCAGAUGGCGGCCCCAUGAACGGCAGCGACAGCAGCGGCACGUGUUACCCGAACAUGCCCAUCUGCCUCCCCUGUUGGCCGGGUUGCAGGAGCUGCCAGGACAGCACCCCCUGCUGGGUCCAGGAGGACUGGCCCUUGAGGGCCGGCGUUCUGGCCAUCCAGGGGGUCUUCAUGCUCCUCGUCUUCGUCAGCAUGCUGGUGGCCUACCAGCACCGGCGGGACCGGGUGAGUCAGAGCCGGGUGCUGGGCGGGGCCUCUCUGUGGAUGAGGCGCCAGAAUGAUGAAUAUGAAGGCAGGAGCAGCUUCACUAACACAACACGACAGGAAGGUGCAGAUCUGACCGUUUUCUUCCUCUUCCAGAGGAUCAGAGCGUCCGGCCUCCUGCUGCUGGAGACUAUCCUGUUCGGCUCUCUGCUCCUCUACUUCCCGGUCUUCAUCCUGUUCUUCAAACCUAGCAACUUCCGGUGUAUUCUGCUGCGCUGGGUCCGGAUGCUCGGAUUCUCCAUCGUUUACGGCACCAUCACGCUGAAGAUGUACAGGGUGUUGAAGGUGUUUCUCUCACGCACUGCCCAGCGAGUGCCCUACAUGUCCAGCCUCCACCUGCUGAGGAUUCUGGGAGUAAUGCUGAUGACAGUCAGCUGGUUUCUGUGUGCGUGGACUGUGGGCAUCCUGCAGAACCAAGACAGGAACAUUCCAGUGUUUGUCACAGCCACCACAGCAGAUGGGCAGGGCUUCAACCUGUGCUACCUGGACCGCUGGGACUACAUGAUGGCUGUGGCUGAGCUUUUGUUCCUGUGCUGGGGUAGCUCCCUUUGGACCGCUGUCAGGCCGGUCCCCUCUGCCUUCCACGAGCCUCGCUACAUGGGCAUAGCCAUCCACAACGAGCUGCUUUUUUCUUCCAUCUUCCACUUGUUCCGAUUCACCUUCACAUCUCUGCAUCCCGACUGGAUGUUGUUGCUCUCUUUUACGCACACUCACGUCACCAUCACUGUGACUCUGGCCUUGCUCCUAGGUCCAAAGUUCCUCUACACGUCUAAGCCAGUGAGAGACGAGAUUGCAGCUGAGGUGUACGAAGACGAAGUGGAUCUACGGCGCUCCGGCUCGUACCUCAACAAUAGUUUUCGUUCUGCCUGGAGUGAACACAGCGUGGACCCAGAGGACUUCCGGGAAGAACUGAAGAAGUUGUACUCCCAGUUAGAGGUCCAUAAGACUAAGAAGAUGAGUGCAAAUAACCCUCAUUUACCAAAGAAGCGCAGCUCUCGGUGUGCCCUGGGGAGAUCCCUCAUUAAACGCAUCGCUGAGAUCCCAGAAACGGUGAGCCGGCAGUGCAGUCGUGAAGAUAGAGACGGAUCAUUCCGGAGCAGAGCUGGAUCUUUCAGGAGUCGAGCUGGAUCUUUCCUCAGCAGGGGUGGAAAUCCCUCAGACUCGUUUAUGAUUACCCCUGAAACCAUUAGUAUCAGUUACAGAAGUUCAAUAAAGUCGCCAUCACCAUCCAUACGCAAGUCCCAAAGUGAUCAUUACCAUGUCCGGGACUCAUCACAGCGGGAAUCCAUGCUGAGGACCAAUUCAGUCAAAAGAUCCUCCCAACGAUCCGAGACAGACUCGCUGGACAUCACACCUGGAGUCUGCAAGUCAGCCAGCGCCCUGAAUCUGACAAUUGACACAAAUCUCCUGCAUCCGGAUCACAAUAGGCUUCAUAAGUCCUGGAGUCUAUGCUCCUCUACCACCAACUCGAUAGAGAAUGUAUCAAAGAUCUCCAGGUCCAGCACGAUGCGGUCUAGGCAAAGCAUAAGUGACCAGACGAGGAGCGCCCUCCAGUCGGAGUCCUUUGACAAGGCUGAGAUUUGUCCUUGGGAGUUGGAGACAGAACAAUCAGGAGAAAAGAGCCAGAAGCAUGUCACAUAUGCAAACUCUGAGGAAGGCGAGGAAAAGAGCGCCUCAUCCCCACAGGCUAUAGUGUGCCCAUGGGACCAUUUGCCCCCAGUGGAAAACACUCCAUCAGUCGAAAAAGUACAGCAAAAUGACAACGUCCCCCUGAAAAUACCAGUUACUGUAUCUUCAAGCGUACCCGGGUCCCCAAGACCUAAGGCAGCAAAGGAUCAGCGCGUGUUCUCCUUCCGGGCGGCAACAAAUAAGUGGCUUUCUGUGAAGUCAUUUAUGACUUCCAUAGAGGGAAGCAAGUCUCCCACUGAGGGAAACCUGAGUCGAGAGGACUCCCAAAAAAGCCAUGAAAGCAGUUCCACAAAGUCUGGGGCAUCUAGUAGACGGCCAAGCUUGGACAGAAGGUCGCUGCAGCACAUGGGCAUGUCCACAACUGAUGGAAAACCCUGCCUCGUGAAGCAGAAUGCUGUCCGAAUGUCUUCUGCAGAUUCUUCUGAACGAAGUCCACGCAGGCUUGUGAUUGUCAAGUCCGUUGUCUAUCCCAGGGAUGCAGAUGAUGUACAAAAAGAAGGAAACUACGAGAAUGUGAUUUUAUCAAGGCAAAGCAGCAGACGCAGUAGCAUAACCUCCUGGGAAACAGCCAGCAGCUCUAGAACUCCUUCAACACGAAGGAGAGGUAGUAGUCGAAUCAGACCAGUCUAUAAUGUUGCCCACGCAGAUGUUUGUCCAUGGGAAGGUUCCACCCAAGAAAAAGAAGGACCCAAGAAACAACAAAGCAUCAAACUAGAUGUUUCUCACCAAUCAUUAGUGCCAUCAGAACGAUCAAGCGUAUGUCCGUGGGAAUCUCAAGAACAAGGUACUGUGAAACAAGAAAGUGGUAAGACUGAAGUUUGCCCGUGGGAAUCUCAGGAUAUUCCUGGCUCUUCUCAAAUCAGUCUUUCCAAAGAUUCCCAGACUCAGUCUUUGAAACGUGUGGCGGAUGUAUGUCCAUGGGAGGUGACAGAAACUCCCCAGAUUUCAAUAAGACAGGAUAGUGACUAUGCAAAUGUUUGUCCUUGGGAUGUUCAAGACAAAUCAGAAGUUGUUUACGAAAACUUAAAUCCGUUAGAGACUAAAGGAACACUGACGGUACCUCAAAGACGAGAAGCGAUGAAAUCUGCCAUCUAUCCCAGUGCGCCCAAAGAUGGUGUGGAUACUGACCAACAACCAUCAACCCUGAAUCAGAAUGAGUCCAAGACAGCUGAAAGCUGUCCAUGGGAAUUUCCUGAACCACCUAAAAUUAUUGAAGAUAUCUGUCCAUGGGAAAGUGGGAGCAAGGAGUCUUUAACUGAAGAAUCAGUUUCACAAUCAACCAAUAAUUUAAACAUUUGCCCUUGGGAAACUGGGCAUCAAGGCAACCCAAGUAACUCUGGGGAAGCCAUUUCUAUGCAAAGUAAAGGGCCGGAAAGUUCCAAAGUAAAUGUGUGUCCCUGGGAAACCGAGAUCCCAGAAAGAACUGCAACUACAAAACCAGACUCACAUGAAGUGAAAAGACCUCCAGAGGUUUGUCCAUGGGAGGGUGUAGGAUCAGAAUCAGAAAGACAUGAUACCCCAAAAACCUUAAAAAAUUACGGACGAGAAGAUACAGCUCGGGUGAACGUUUGUCCGUGGGAGACAGAGGAACAGGGUGUGGCCAAAACAGGAGAAGUAAACCCAGACAACCCAAGAGAAGAGGUUUCACAAUCACAAACCAACACAGCAAAGGUCCUUAAAAAGCAAGAUAGUGCUCGGGCAGAUGUUUGUCCUUGGGAUUCGGAAGAACCAAGAGUCCUUAAAAAGCAAGACAGCAAUCGGGCAGAUGUUUGUCCUUGGGAUUCAGAAGAACCAAGAGUCCUUAAAAAGCAAGACAGCAGUCGGGCAGAUGUUUGUCCUUGGGAGAGCGAAAAGCCACCAGUUCUACAAAAACAAGACAGUGCUCGAGCAAAUGUUUGCCCCUGGGAAAAUGAAGAACCCAAGACUUUAAAAAAGCAAGACAGCAAUCGGGCAGAUGUUUGUCCGUGGGAUUCAGAAGACACAAAAGUAGUGACAAAACAAGGCAGCAUCAACACAGAUGCACAUCCAUUGGAGAACAAAGACACGGAAAGUUUAGGGAAAAAUGAAAGCAAUGGAACAGAUGGUUUUCAGGUUCCCAACAGUGUCAACAAUGAAGUCCCAGAGGAGCAGAAGAUGUUGGGUGAAGACGAGACUCCAGGAUACAUGAGCCCUGAGCAGACAGAUGAGACCAAGGCAAAUAUGGCCCUGGGCCGGCGUGACGCUUUGUGCCCAUGGGAGAUUACAAGAAGCACGUCAUUCACAGACAAUACCUCCGAUGUCUUCACAUGGGAACCUGAGAACAUCCCAGAGGAAGAUGAGGAAGAUGAUGCAGAAUGUGCUGCUGAGGCUCUGGUGUUUCCACCUGAUUUGUGAUCUAACCCCUGACCGGAGUUCACUGUUAUUUAUAAGUUUAGGAGUGUGACUUUUAUCCACCUUUUCUGGUGGUUCCAAACAAAGGAACACAGACUGCUCAACAGAACAUUGUUCCUUUUGUUGGCAGAAACACAAAAACACUUGAGAUGGACAAAAAUAAAAGACUGAUGAUUCGGUUGGGUGUAAAGUUGGGUUUGGACUCGUCCCAACGCAGAACAAGAACUCUGUCACCAGGCUAUGGCAGACUUUUGACGAACUCUGUACUUUGGAAAACAUAAUUUCUACUGAAGAAUAUAUAGCUUAGAGACAAAAUCCCUGGUUGGUCUGAUAAUAAGAAAUAUUCAGCAAUGGUUCAAAACAAUGUGUAACACAUAAAGCUCCUUUACUUCCUGCUUUUUUCUACUAUUUAAGCUUAAAGUUGCUCUUCUUUCUUUUUGUUUACUAAGUGGCACGAUUUGUAUUUGUUUGUAUGGUUUGCCCAUUUUUAAGUGAAAUCAACAACUAUUAUGUUGAAAUCAAAAGGCUUUUGAGUAUAUGGAAAAAACUUGUCUUUUUUAUGUUUAUGAGAUGUAUUCACAUUAGAGCCCAGAAUCCAGGUUUAAAAUACAAACCUCUAGAUAGUUUUAAAGACAAAUCUUGGAAGUUUUGAUGAACACGAUAAAACAGAACUUUUUUUGUCCCUAAAGUCCCACUCUAUUUUAUUUCCAUUGUAUAAUCAUUCCCUGAGUUUUCUUUUUAUUAUGAUUUUAAGCAAAAUCCAAAAGUCUUUCUUGCUUUUUAAUGACAUUUUCUGCAGAGCAGCAGAAGCUCAAUAGAAAUUCACCUCUGGAUUGUGGACUGAACUUGACAUCCCAGCAUGCCUUUGUUUACAUCUCCCACUAGCUUACAGCUCCUCACAACCUUAGGCUAACAUUAGCGUAGCAAAAAAAGGGCAAGGAAUAUAUGCAGCUGUAGUUUUGAGCUAGAUUCCAGCUAACAAAGACAAUAAUCAAUUUGUCUUUAAGUGGAGGAUUUAGAAUUGUAGCAGAGCACGGAGACUUUGUUCUGCGUCACAAACCUGAGCUUUUUUAAACUGUGGGUUUUCAUCUGAUCCAACUAGAUUUGACUAAUGGAACACUCAGAAAUGCAGUUUUAAUCUUAAAUUGGUUUAUAUAUGUCCUCUAUCAUAAGAAAAAUGCUAGAGGAACAUGCUACAAAAAAACAAAAAAAAAAAA